This is a messenger RNA of Sorghum bicolor (sorghum), 3506 nucleotides long. RefSeq lists its product as uncharacterized. Bases 236 to 2962 code for a protein of 908 amino acids. NCBI's taxonomy places the organism in Eukaryota, Viridiplantae, Streptophyta, Magnoliopsida, Poales, Poaceae. Gene Ontology annotation, cellular component: mitochondrial inner membrane. The transcript has 19 exons. Gene Ontology annotation, biological process: intracellular monoatomic cation homeostasis. The record is from RefSeq and is a predicted model, not a curated record.
UCCGGGGCCCUCUAGCCUCCUCUCCUCUCCCCCGUCCGUUCUCCUGGCGGUGGGGUGGGGGUGUGGCCUCCUGGCUCUUCCUCCUCGUCCUCGCCCUCCUCUCGACCGCUAGCUCACCUCCCCGUCACCAUAUAAACCCUAUCCCUCUCCGGUCCCCGCCUUGUCGUGACGCGCCCCGCGCCGCCGCCGGCGACAAGCUCGCAGGAGCAGCAGCAGCUGCCGCCCCCCACCACCGAUGGCGACCGCCGUGGCGUCGCAGCCGCGCCACCUCCCCCUCGGCGCCGGCGGAGAGCCCAGGUGCACGGCCAGCACAUCGAAGGUUCAUACUCUGGAGAAAGUAUAUGGUUUCAGAUUCCUAUGUAGAAGCGUUGUUGAUGUAAAGAGCCACAAAUUCCACUCCCGCAUUUCAAAGAGGAAGUGCGACUUGAGGAACUCACCGUCGGAGUGUGACAGGACCAUCCACAGUGCUAGAUGGUUGGAGUUUCGGAGACACAAGGGACUCUUCCAGAGAACUAGAAGGAUGGUUCACAUUAUUCCAUUGGCUUCUGACGAUGAUGGCAACCGUGUAUCUGUUAAUGGAGCUCCGCAAGUUGGUUCGACAAGCAACAUUGAUGAAAUAAGGUUGAAACUGAAUAAAGCAUUGCAGAGUGAAGAUAUCAGCAAUGGACUCGUCCAGUCAGUACAUGAUGCUGCGAGAUCUAUUGAGUUGGCUUUCAUAGAGCACAGCAAAUCGUCAAAGAGCUCAUGGUUUCCAAAGACAUGGCUGGGUGUUGAGAACAAUGCUUGGAUAAAAUCACUGUCUUACCAGGCUGCUGUAGACUCAUUGUUGCAAGCAGUUAUUGAUGUUUCAUCUCGUGGGAAUGGCAGAGAUAGAGAUAUUAAUGUAUUUGUUCAACGGAGUUUGUCCCGCCUGCUCACCCCCCUCGAGAGUGUUAUCAAGAAUGAAUUGUCUAAGAGGGAACCUACAUUGUAUGAAUGGUAUUCGUCCAAUCAAAAUCCUUUGGUGGUGGGACAAUUUGUAAACAUUUUUGAAAAGGAUCCAAUGUUUAACUCUGCUACAGCAAUAUGUCGUGAAGGGGAGCCAAUGAAUACUAGUGAAAGUGAUCUUUCUCUGCUUAUGCUAGGAUUGAUCUGUCUUGCUGCAAUCACAAAGCUUGGAUCAGCAAAAGUUUCUUGUCAGCAAUUUUCUUCAAUGGUGCCUGAUAUUAUUGGUCGAUUCAUGGAUAUGCUUCUUGAGUUUGCUCCUCUAAGUAAAGCAUAUAACUUGACGAAAGAUAUUGGCCUUCAGAGAGAAUUUUUGUAUAAUUUUGGUCCUCGUGCUGCUGUUCCUAAACUUGGUAAUGAUCAUGGGCUUGAGAUAUCAUUUUGGAUUGAAUUGGUUCAGAAACAAUUACUCCGGGCACUUGAUCGUGAAAAGAUAUGGUCAAGACUGACAACAAGUGAAAGUAUUGAGGUUCUGGAAAAGGAUCUUGCAAUAUUUGGUUUUUUCAUUGCUUUGGGUAGAAGCACACAAGGAUAUUUGUCUUCCAAGGGUCUGACUGAUUUGGAUGAUUCACUGAAUGGUAUUGUAAGGUAUCUUAUCGGUGGGAGUGUACUAUAUUAUCCACAGCUGUCCUCAAUUAGUUCAUAUCAGCUGUAUGUGGAGGUAGUCUGUGAAGAGCUCGAGUGGCUUCCUUUUUACAAUGAUGAUGUUCCAAGUGCAAAAACUGAUACUGAAGGCAGAGAAGAAGUGUCUAAAGGAGAAGUCAUAUCAAGAGUCCUAAAUGUGUGCUCUUACUGGAUGACUAGUUUUAUAAAGUACAGCUCAUGGCUUGAGAACCCUUCAAAUGUGAAGGCGGCAAAAUUCCUUUCUAAGGGACAUGCCAUGUUGAGUGACUGCAUGAAGGAGCUUGACAUAUCAAGAAAUAAUAUGUCAAAAGGCUGUGGCUUCCCAGGACCUGAAGAAGAAUUGGAUACUGGAACAGAGUUAGCUUCCUUUGACAAGUCACUUGAAAGUGUUGAAGAAGCUUUGGUUAAGUUAGAAAAUUUGCUUCAAGAAUUACACGUUUCCAGUUCGAACUCUGGUAAGGAGGAUCUACAGGCUGCAUGCUCUGAUCUUGAAAUGAUAAGAAGACUGAAGAAAGAAGCUGAGUUUCUUGAGGCAUCCUUUCGAGCAAAAGCAGAAUAUCUGGAGGCCGAUGCACCUGCAGAGGAAGGACGUGUAAAGACAGGUAGCAGGACGAACGAUACAUCAGCACCACAAAAAUCAGGAAGCAGGGUGGAUAAUAAACGCCGUCCAUUUUGGGACUUCUUUGGUCGGUCUUUGGGAAAGAAAGUUGAUCCAGCUCUUGCAGAUCAGGAUGGCACUGUUGACAAUGUGGAGAAGAAAGAUGGGGAGUCAAAUGACAUCCUCCGCUUUGAACAGUUAAGGCGUGAGCUGAUUGAGUUAGAAAAGCGGGUGCAGAAGAGUGCAGAUGAAGCUCAAAAGGAGGAGGAGAUGGUUGUCACAGACGAAAUAAUUGCGCCAUCACCUGGUUCAUCAGUUCCUUCCGGCCAGGCUACCAAGAAAGAAAAUGUCAUAACUAAAUCAGUGGAGAAGGUCAAAGAGACUACAACGACUGUGUUGCAGGGGACACAACUCUUAGCAAUUGAUACAGGAGCUGCUAUGGGUUUGCUAAAAAGAGCUCUUAUUGGGGAUGAACUAACUCAGAAGGAAAAGCAGGCUCUUCAAAGAACCUUGACAGAUUUGGCAUCUGUUGUUCCUAUAGGAAUACUCAUGCUUUUGCCACUCACCGCCGUUGGUCAUGCUGCUAUUUUGGCUUUCAUCCAAAGAUAUGUGCCAUCGAUGAUCCCGUCCACAUAUGCUCCCGAUAGGUUGGAUCUCCUUAGACAGCUUGAGAAAGUGAAGGAAAUGGAAGUUGCUGAAGGCAGCAGUGAAGAUAUAUUGGAGGCCGUUGGUUCGAGAACUGAGCAAGUGAAAUAAGCUGGCCAUGUACAGAUGGACGAUUAUACUGCUUAGCUUACGAUCUUUCCUGUAAAGUUGUUUUGGAACACGACAUGAGGGGUUUAUUUUGUUUAAAGAUUCUUUGAAUGACACAUACCGCUGGAAACAGAACUGCAAGGCCAUACGAAUAACCAAUCAUCGGGUCGAUAAGGCGAAGAAAGAUCCUUCCAAAUGCUCCACGUCUGUAGGCUGUAUCCAUACUUCACAGUAUACAUGGGCGCAUGGUGCCCUUCAACAUAGUAGAGGGUGAAUGUCCAAGCUCCUCUUGGGCAGUCUGUGUAGGGUAGUGGUUUUGGUAGAGGAUUGUAUAUAUAGUUAAUAUGUUGUGUUGAUGAUCAUUUUUUUCUCAUGCAGCCUCCACCUGGAGGGGGAGUAAAACCUUGUAACCUUGUUUUUUGGGAACCAAGGGAAUGCUUCAUUCCCUGUAUCCAAAUUGCCAAGUUCAGUGAACUAGUUAAUGGCCAAGUUUUAGAGCCUUCAUAAAUCACACGCUUCAGUGGCGGCUUACGGGCGUUUUUUCUAA